Messenger RNA from Pisolithus orientalis, 1260 nucleotides. RefSeq lists its product as uncharacterized. The record is from RefSeq and is a predicted model, not a curated record. NCBI's taxonomy places the organism in Eukaryota, Fungi, Basidiomycota, Agaricomycetes, Boletales, Pisolithaceae. The transcript has 4 exons. Bases 158 to 1078 code for a protein of 306 amino acids.
CAUCCACCAUGCAGUGCAGUGGGGCAGCAACGUGUCUCUUUAACACUUCUAACUGAACUCGCACGUCGCCUUCCUUGGCCCAUCAGAGGGUCUCUCGUGGUUGUAGACGGGUAAGUCAUUAAGUUAGUCCAUUUGUUUCCCAUUUAUCUCCUGGCAUAUGGAUGUAUCAUAUUAUGUUGGCCAAUUGACACUGCCCCAUCUGUUCUUGUUCAAUGGCGUCAGGCGUUGCAUUAUUGCUUCUACCGCCCACGAUGGGAACAAAGCUACACAGCAACCGGUUCGCACGCCAACUACUAUCCUACCAGGGUCGUCUGUUGCACCUGCUGUGUCCUCUGGCAACUAUAGCCCUCCGAAAGCAAUGGGCCCUCCGAUUCCACGAAAGAGGCGCUUGAGUACCCCCGACUCUCCCACCAACUCAACACGCCAGCGGUUGGAUAACAAUCCAACGACAUUGAGCGUAUCCAUAGGACGAUAUGCUCUUGAAGACCAGAGUAACAGUCCCGCCAGAUCACAUUCGGAAAGCAUAUCCGCUAUGGUUCUUUCUACGAUCCAAUCGGAGUCGACGACGACGACGACGCGUCAUCCACGUCCGCAUAACCACAGCGCUCCCUUUCAUUCGUCCUCUCCGCAACAAACAGCAGCAGCAGACAUCGUUCCUACGGUAGCGGUGGCAGCAGGCGAACGUCGAUGCUGUGUUGAAGAAGAGGCCGGCUACGAUGUCCAUUACAGCAAUUCCGGGCAGUCGGCGUCAGAGAGGGUUUGCCUUCUGUGGCAGGACGUGAUGGAAAUUCGCAGGCAGCAAAUGAGGUUGCGAGAUAAGGAGGAGGUUCUUUUGGGCGAGAUGGAGAAACUGGGUGAGAAGCCACGGCCCCCCAGUAGCACAAAUUCUCAGCUUCGCACUACUAGUUCAACUACUGAGAGGCAACUAGCUGAGAUGGAGGCAGAGUUGCAAGAGGAAAGGGACAAGCGAGUACGAGCCGAAAAGGCUCUCGAGGAGAUUGAACGGGAAUGCAGAUCGCCGUUCGUUGUUCCUGCGUUGUUCCGGGCUUUCAUGACGAUCUCUGAACUCUCGCCUUAACCUUGAUUGGUCUUCGCGGUCCUCUUCCCUUCAACGAGCCUUUUUGGCUGCCGGCUGCUGAUGGAGAGAUACGAACGUUAGAGCAGAGGCGCUAGGACGCACAGGUGAAGUGCUACCACAAUUCUAUACCUCCUACACCACACGCGCUCGAUUAGAGAGCCGGAGUUCUUCCUAUUCAUCGC